GUUCUAGUUUUCUAAUCAAACGCGGAGAACGACAUUUAAAAGGACAUUUGCCAACGAGUUGGAUAUAGAAUUUGUAAAAUUUUUCCAUAGAAUUUCAAAAGAUUUAUGGAUAAAAAGUUGUUUCAAAUGGUUAUCAAACUCGAAGCUAAUUAGAACAAAAAACCAGCAUGGAAUCAUCCAAAAACCCAUCGGAGGAUGGUGGAAGCAGCUCAAAAUUGGGAUACCAAAAGACACGCCGUAGGUCGCGUAGUAUGACUCCAUUGUACAAAGCCAGUUCAGACAGUGGAAGUAGUUCAUUUGAUUUAAAUGGGAAUUUGUCAGAAGAAAUUGGAACUGAUUUUCGAGGUUCAAGUCACCAGCUUCAGAUUUCAAAUAGGGUUGAUCAAAAUUGUUUUCGGAAGACCACAGCCGAAAUGAUUAGUGAGACACGAACCAUGUUACUUGGAACCAGUAAUAGUGGUGUUCGCUUAGUCAGUACUCGUCGACCUAUAACGCCCAGGGAUCCCCGUCGACAAUUAUACGGAAAAGCUGCUCCACCCGGACGCCCACCAAGUGCAUUUUGCCUUCGGUAUCUUCAAUCGGAAGUACGCAAUCUACCGGCCUUGGAUCCAAUUUCGAUUUCAUCAAUAGAUAAGGAUUUCAAUAAACCAUGUCGUUCACAAUCUAUGGGUCCCAGAUUUGAUUCAUUUGAUACAAAGCUACAACGGAAGCUUCCUGCGCUUCCACAAAAAGUCAGAACCCCUCCCAAACAAGAAGGUCUAACACGCAACCCAACUACUAUUAAAUCAACCACUAGGAAUUCUCGAAAUCACCUAGAUUCGACAACUAGCUCAAAGGAUACUGAUGAAUCCCCAUGCUUACUGCCCAGUCAAGAUGAAAAUGAAAAUACAUUACCGAAUAUUGGAAUAAAUAUCCUCUCUUCGCGAAAACUUUUUACAAGAAACUAUGAUUUAUUAGCACAAACAUCAACAGAAACUCUUACGGAUAUGUUAAAGCAGCACUCUGGAUUAAAGGAGGUCACCGAUGAAACUGUGCAGCACAUUAAUGCCAUUUUAUUGGAGUUGUACAAUCGCAUUAGGUGUACAGAGGGUUGUUGGCGCACUGCAGUUCUUGGAGGUUUAUAUGGUCUGGUCGAAUGUACAUCAGCAAAAAUUUUACUUGCUGUAGCAAGGGUUGUUCUUGGGCUUCGAGUAACUGGAAGCAAUCUCACUGGAGCUUGCAAGUUGGUAUUUAAAGUGGCUCGAAAUGAAGCCAAUGAUUAUUUAUUUCACGAAACCGACGUGCCUGAGCUACUAACUGAUGGACUUGGACGUGCGAGCCCAUUAGAUGAACCAGAAGCUUGCAUUUAUGGUUACGGCGCAAUGCGGUUCUUAACAAGCGAGAACCAACGACACAGAGACACAGAUGCUAUGGAUUAUAGCAGGAAUGAUAAAUUUUGGGAGUCACCCUGUGAAUUGCCACCCAAACCAUCAACAGCACCUGAACGAGACACCAAAACGAUUAGUUAUCAAUUUCGCAAUAAGCGUCAGAGCUCUCUCAAACAAAUUUCUAUCGCACAAAGGCUUUCGAAGCAUGGGGCUGUACAACUAAUGGUUUUGCAUCUCCAGAUAAUAAAUGAGGCUGGAGCGGUACAAAAACUUACUGGACCACCUUUACAUGCACUCUAUCAAUUAUCUGCAGCACUUAGAGCCUUAGCUGGAGCCCAACAAGCUUCAAAAACGGAAUUUGAUAAUUUAAGGGCUCAGUCUGCCCAUGAUAGAGCGUCAGUAGAUAAAAUGACUAAAUACUUUGGAGAGACAACUCCAGAAGUUGACUUGAUUCAUCUGGAACUAGCAUGUCCACAUCUUAUAAAAGCUGCAGAAAUUUCAAUAGGAGAGUUAGAAAUUCAGGCUAACAUUGUAAGGACUCUUAGUGUCCUUUCGGAGGACAUCAGGUGCUGUGAGGCUCUUUCUGAAUUUACCGGGAAAAUUGGCAUGCUUUUGGGACCAAGUCGACAAAUCACUAAUGAUUUGCCCGAAAAGCUUUUAUCUGUACUAAGUAGAUUGGGAUACAUUCUCGGGAAUAUCUUAGCCCGUUUUGAUAGUGCAAGAAUGCAGUUUUAUCUUAACGAUGUGGCAAUGGAAUAUCUGUUUGAUGCUCUGGACUUUUACUCUAAGCAGAAAUUUACUUUACAAAGCCAAAUGAGUGACACUGUUGUGGAUGUUCUAGUCAAGUUGAUUCGCGUCAUUGCAAACAUGGGAGUCAAUUGUGAAGUAGGAAUUGGGCUAGGAAGAAAACCUGGUCUGGGUGAAAUAUUGCUACGUGUUAUGAGGAGAGUGAAUCAAAUCAGAGGCACAAAUAUGAAUUCUGAUAUUCAAGAGCUUCUUAAUGCUACACUAGGAGCUCUUCACAACCUGUGCUUUUAUCAGGACCAAUCAUCUGAUUCGUACAGUUCGAAUGACGAAAAUUCUGAAGGAAGUAUUUACAAUGUGCUUAGCGAAGUAGGACCUCUAUUAUGCCAGAAUCUACGGAAUGGUCAAGAUUCAGUGCGAAUAGAAGCAAUACGUGUAUUAGGAAAUCUAAGCCGCAAUCAAAUAGCUCGAGUAGCAUUUUGUCAAGCUGGUGGCCUUAGGACAACUGUUCAAUGCUUAGGUUCUCCAGAUUAUAACCUAAGGACAAGUGGCAUCGGAGUGUUGGUUAAUUUGUUAGGAGAUUGGGAAAACCGUACACCGUUUAUAGAGCUACAAGGGCAACUGAUUCUAAUGGAAAUGCUCAAAACAUUUCUUAGUCAAGAGGACUGGAUGAUCGCUGGUAUUAUAUGUCAAGCUUUUUGGAACCUUCUUAUAGACACACAUAAUGUGAUCAACGUACUAGGUGAAGAACAAACCGAUGAGUUGUCAGAUAUUUUGGCUGAAUAUUUAGAUGAGCACAGGUUUUUUAAGGAUACCAGUCCGGAUGCUAUGUGGGAACAGUUUGCAUUGGUUGCAACUGACUUAUUAGAAAGGAUUCAGUCAAAGAUCGAUUCACAAUUCCAAUCAUUUGAAUUUGAUAGCGGGACUGAUGAAGACGAUGUUCAUAUUGAAGGCAUAUCUGAUGAUCAUAUUGUUUAAUCAAUACACGAAUAUCACUUUAUGUUGUAAUUGUUAUUAAAUUGUUCGUAGACUUACCUAAUUAGGUUCAUGUUUGUAUGUGCAAAUAUUUAUUAAACGAUUGGAAAUCGGAAA
Messenger RNA from Episyrphus balteatus (marmalade hoverfly), 3203 nucleotides. Its product is annotated as armadillo repeat-containing protein 2. The coding region runs from base 168 to 3089 and encodes 973 amino acids. The transcript is spliced from 9 exons. The record is from RefSeq and is a predicted model, not a curated record. Lineage: Eukaryota; Metazoa; Arthropoda; Insecta; Diptera; Syrphidae. Gene Ontology annotation, biological process: cilium organization. Gene Ontology annotation, molecular function: protein binding.